Ostrinia nubilalis (European corn borer) is the source of this 1306-nucleotide messenger RNA. RefSeq names its product cathepsin B. NCBI's taxonomy places the organism in Eukaryota, Metazoa, Arthropoda, Insecta, Lepidoptera, Crambidae. Gene Ontology annotation, molecular function: cysteine-type endopeptidase activity. The coding region runs from base 113 to 1126 and encodes 337 amino acids. The record is from RefSeq and is a predicted model, not a curated record. Gene Ontology annotation, biological process: regulation of catalytic activity. Gene Ontology annotation, cellular component: lysosome. The transcript has a single exon.
AAUUACACGCCGCGCGAGCACGGCCCCGUACGCUAGGCUGCUCACAGCUCAGUCGCCACGACACGCUCGCCCGAACUACCCGUCUCCACCAAGCCGACACAAAGAGUCAGAAAUGACUCCAUCGUGCGCGAUCAUCCUCGCGCUCCUAUGCGCGGGGACCGCGACCGCCGAUGUACUCCCGCAUCCACUCUCCGACGAAUUCAUCUCGCUCAUCAACACGAAGCAAAACACCUGGCAGGCCGGCCGCAACUUCCCGUUAGAAACUUCAAUGAAACACAUCAGGAAGCUGAUGGGCGUAUUACCCGACCAAAACUUGAUGAAUUUGCCGACGAGGGUCCAUGACGACGAUCUCAUCGCGAGUCUCCCUGAAAGUUUUGACCCCAGAGAAAAAUGGCCGGACUGUCCCACUCUGAACGAGAUCAGGGACCAAGGAUCCUGUGGCAGUUGCUGGGCCUUCGGCGCAGUUGAGGCAAUGUCCGACCGUUAUUGCACUUACUCGAACGGCACUAAACACUUCCACUUCUCCGCCGAGGAUCUUCUUAGUUGCUGCCCAAUUUGCGGUCUCGGGUGCAACGGUGGCAUGCCGUCCCUGGCCUGGGAAUACUGGAAACACGGCGGAUUAGUGUCUGGAGGUAACUACAACUCGAGCCAAGGAUGCAAGCCGUACGAAAUUCCUCCUUGCGAGCACCACGUACCCGGCAACCGACUGCCAUGCACUGGUGAUGACUCAAAAACACCCAAAUGCGUGAGAACUUGCGAGAAAAAUUACAAUGUAGACUUCAAGAAGGAUAAGCGUUAUGGCAAGCACGUGUACACAGUAAGAGGAGGUGAGGACCACAUGAAAGCGGAGCUCUUCAAAUUCGGCCCCGUUGAAGGUGCGUUUACGGUGUAUGCGGAUUUGUUGUCUUACAAGAGCGGUGUUUACAAACACACACAAGGCGACGCUCUAGGUGGGCACGCCAUUAAAAUUAUGGGCUGGGGUGAAGAGAACGGCAUGAAGUACUGGCUGAUCGCGAACUCCUGGAAUACGGACUGGGGCGACAACGGCUUCUUCAAGAUCCUGCGCGGGGAAGAUCAUUGUGGCAUCGAGAGCUCAAUCGUCGCAGGCGAGCCUUUGCUAGUUUAAACACUUUCAUUUAAGCCUUAUUUAGGAAUAGAUCUUAUUUUAAACUGUCUUUCAUUUAUUGAAGCUAUUGUUUUUGUACAUAAUAAGUCAAGUAAUAACAUGCCAAAUAUUAAAAAAGACUAUCAAAUUAGUGUAUAAUAACUCCCUGUUAUUUUCUUAUUAAAAGAUAAAAAUAACGCA